AAAAAAAAAACAGGUGUCGAAAGCAAAGCCAAGAAGAUUGCCGAGAGGCUGAGGCCGCAAAAACCUCACGAACCCUUCUCCUUUGUCUUCUUUCUCUGUUCGAUUCAAUUCCAGGUAACAUAAAGUUAAAACCCAGAGGGAAAAUUUUCUGAAAUUCUCUCUCCGAAGUUGCAGAAAUGGAGGAGAUUCUAUGCGACGAGCUUCUUCAGGAGAUAUUUACGAGACUGCCGCCGUCUUCCGGAUCGGUUCCUAUGGUCUCCAAGCGGUGGCUCCGUCUCUACAGAGCCUCGAAGACGUCUCUCUCCCUACGAAUUGACCCUCGGAAUGGCUCUGUAACUACCCUUUUGCCCUCUCUUCUCCGGCACCAUCCUUUCGUCUCUGCUCUGUCUCUCGUCUUGUCUCCGCUUGACCGCCAAAAUCAGAGCUCGACCGCCAUGGCGGCGUUCUCUGAACAGACCCUGUCGAUGGUCUCCUCUUGUUGCUCUAAUCUCAGGCGCCUCAGGUUCUUGAUCGGUCCGGUUUCUCUGACUUGUCUGCCUUCUCUCUCUGCUUCUUCUUCAGUUCUGACUUCUCUCUCGCUCUGCUUGUCGAGACCUGUGUCGUUCACUUGGGUUGCUUGGUUUCCAUGUCUGAAGGAGUUAUCUAUUUAUGUUUGCUGGAGAGACUGUUCCGAUGACAAAAUCGGUUGGAAUUCGCCAUCUGGGUCGUGCCCGAACGUUGACCCGGCUUUGGAACUGGGGCUUGAGUCAGUUUCUUUAUCGGGAAUUGGGUCGAACGAUUCUGGCGUUAACUGGCUAUGGAAAAGCUGUAGAAAGAUGAAGAGAUUGAGAUUGAAGUGCUGUGAAAGCGUUGGAGACAUUGCGUGUUUCGGUUUGUGUCUGAAGAAUGUCGAAGAGAUGGAGCUAAGAACAUGUAGAAGUAUAGUGGAUGUGGUUCUGCUGAAAUUGUCAGAGAAUUGCGAUUCUCUGAACUCUCUAUUGGUGUAUGACGGCGGAAGUAGAGAAGGGUUGGUUCAAUUCAUGAACAACUGUAGAUGCAAUAUACAGAAACUCGAUUUACGUUUGCCUCUAGACCUUAACGACGAUCAUCUCACGGCCAUAGCCACAAAUUUCAGAGCUUUAUCUUACCUUAAGCUCCAAAGCUGUUGCCUUGUCACUGGUGAAGGUCUGAAGACACUAGCUUCGAGUUUAAGUUCGAGUCUUGAAGAACUGUCUCUGGUUAACUGUGACGCAGUCGAACGAGAAUCGGGAUUGCUGACAACAUUAGGACAGCAUUUGGUGAAACUAAAGAAGCUAGAGCUUACGUACAACGAAUCCUUACCCGACAAGGAGUUCGUCUCGAUGGUGGGUUCUUGCCGAUUAUUGGCAGAGUUGAAGCUGAGAGGGUGCAAGGCCUUGACGGGUGCGGCAUUGGUCUGUUUGAUCAAGAGUUGUGAGAAUCUAAGAAGCAUCGAUAUCACGGACUGCCGUGGGAUCGGGGCGGAAUCUGUUCAGACGUUCCUCGUGAACUGUCCGAGGUUGAGGAGACUUGCCGUCGAAGAGAGUAAGCUUACGGAUGAUGCCAAGACAUGGGCAUCUGCCAAGUUCAUCCAAGUGGUUUCUUGAUCAAUUUAACCAGAUCCACAAUAUGUAUUUAUAGGUAAAUAAAAUACACAGCAACACAUAUAUGAUGAUGACGCUGAUCUUCGAUCUCUGCUGCGUCUGUGAACUUUGUAUCUCUACUUAUGUUGAUGCUAAAUGCGUAGGCGAACUUUGCUCAAAACCGGUUCGUAAACAUGGACUAUAUAUGUAAAUAGCAUUAAUAAAGAUGAUCAUGUUGAAUGAUGCA
Tarenaya hassleriana is the source of this 1827-nucleotide messenger RNA. Its product is annotated as EIN3-binding F-box protein 1. The record is from RefSeq and is a predicted model, not a curated record. Gene Ontology annotation, biological process: SCF-dependent proteasomal ubiquitin-dependent protein catabolic process. Gene Ontology annotation, cellular component: SCF ubiquitin ligase complex. The transcript has a single exon. The coding region runs from base 177 to 1604 and encodes 475 amino acids. Gene Ontology annotation, molecular function: protein binding. NCBI's taxonomy places the organism in Eukaryota, Viridiplantae, Streptophyta, Magnoliopsida, Brassicales, Cleomaceae.